Messenger RNA from Bubalus bubalis (water buffalo), 2105 nucleotides. It is a transcript of the gene GPRIN2, whose product is annotated as G protein regulated inducer of neurite outgrowth 2. NCBI's taxonomy places the organism in Eukaryota, Metazoa, Chordata, Mammalia, Artiodactyla, Bovidae. The transcript is spliced from 4 exons. Gene Ontology annotation, biological process: neuron projection development. The record is from RefSeq and is a predicted model, not a curated record. Bases 439 to 1800 code for a protein of 453 amino acids. Gene Ontology annotation, cellular component: plasma membrane.
CGUCCCUCCUCCCCCGGCCUCCCCCCGCCCCUGAGUCACCCAGCUGCGCUCUGGCUCUGGCUCCGCUGGCCGAGCGACGGCGGCUGGCGGCGUCUUCGGCCCAGGCCAGGUCCAGGUCCGGCUCGGCUCCAUCUUGGGCGGCUGCGCCGGGCACCUGUGGCGGCCACAGGAGCAGCGCUUCCGCCGGCCUCCGCGGCCCCGGGCGGGCAAAAGGAAUGGAGAAGAUGACUUAUCUCCUGAGAUUGCUCUUCUAUUACAUGAGACAGUGCUGGAAAGGAGACGGCACAUGCCUGACACAUGGCACCAUCUCUUUCCUCUCUCUUCGGGUCCAACCUGCAGGUCUGGAGGAGUCUGUAUAGCUAGAGAAAGGGACAAGAAUGGCUGGAAGGGAGCCAGGGCAAGAGAGGACAUGUGUCUGAUUGGUGGUUACAGGCAGCCAUGAGAUCCAGCCGUCCUGAGCCGGAUGCCCCGGAACCCCUCAGUGCCCACCCUCAGCCCCUGUCCCGAAGUUCCUCCAGCCUGCUGGGCGAAGGCCGGGGGCAGAGGCCCGAGUAUCGCGAGAGGGCCAGCAGCGCUGUAUGUCAGGCCCAGCUGGGCGAGGCCAGCACCGGCGCCCAGGUCCCGGAGGCGGAGGGGCAGCAGGCUGAGCGCGUGGAGCGGGCACGGGCCUCCAGCCCCCAGCCGCAGCCCAGUGCCGUGGGCCACUGGCGUAGCAGCACUGUGGGCAAUGUGUCCACCGUGGCUGGUAGUGACCUGUGUCACCCGCGGGACCCCAGCGCCGCCGCUGUGCAGAGGAGCCACUCGGACCUGGCUCGCAGCACCCAGACCCGGGGCCACAGUGGUGCUCAAAAGGCCAGCCUCAGCUGCUCAGCCCUGGGCAGCUCGCCUGUUCAUGCGGCUCAGCUGCAGCCCAGCAGCACCUCUGGCCAGAGUGGCCAGACCCCUGAAGGCUUGGAAAGGGACCUGGCUCCGGAGGACAAGACUUCAAACUCAGCCUGGACACUGGAGAGUCAGGUGUGGGUGCCACCAGCUGCCUUGGGAGGCACAGUGACCCACAGCAGCAGCCCCAAAGCCACCAGCCAGUCGGCCACCACCUCUUGCCAUGCUUUGUCUCCGGCAGCCCUGCUCUGUGGCAUGAGGGAGGUGGGGGCCAGCAGCUGCUGCCAUGACUUGCCUGCCCCAGGGAUUCUGGCCUUUCCCAAACUAGUGGCCUCAGUGAGUGAAUCUAGGCUGCAGGCUCACCAUGGGGUGAAACUCCAAUGUAGGUUUUCUGGGGGGCUUCCUGGGCACUCCCACUGCUGUGCCCACCCUUGGGGUCCCACAGGGUUAGCCAUGGAGCCUAGUGCCAGGACCAAGGAUAUGUGGACCAUGACCUCAGCAAGUGACUUGGCCCCAGUCUUGGCUUCCCCUCUGUCAGCCCAGGAUGCUGGUGUGCAAGCAGCCCCCAAGGCAGUCUGCAAGGCAGUGGCCACUAGUCCGCCUCUGGAAGCCCCUGUGGCCCUGCACGUGUUCCCGGAGGUAACUCUGGAGCCCAGCCUGGCAGAGGCGCCAUCUCCUGUGCGGGACGUACGAUGGGAUGCCGAGGGCAUGACGUGGGAGGUGUACGGAGCUGCAGUGGACCCGGAGGUGCUCGGUGUGGCCAUCCAGAAGCACCUAGAGAUGCAGUUUGAGCAGCUGCAGCGCGCCCCUGCCAGUGAGGACAGCCUGUCUGCUGAGGGCAGGAGGGGGCCGCUUCGAGCUGUCAUGCAGUCCCUGCGGCACCCCAGCUGCUGUGGCUGCUCCAGUGCAGCCCCUGAGUGAGGAGCUGCAGCCCCUGGAGCUGCCCGGGGUGCAUGGACUCAGCCCCAGGGACAGUGGAGUCCCCAGGCUCUUUGGAUCCACAGGCACCCACCGACAUGGCUCUGUCCUCUGCUGCCCGCAGAUCAUAGGACUGCAGCCUGGGCGUUCCCUGCCCCUGGCAGUUGGGCUAGUUUAUAAGGGCUUGAUUCCCAAGAGCCACGUGUGGGCUCUGAACUUUGGGACAGUUUCAACACUGUGCAUAAGGGGGAUCCUGACUUCUCUGUAAAAACCCCUGACCUUCUAUCCAGUCUCUGUUCAGAACUCUG